AUGGCGGGCAGCAGGCUUCCCGCAGAGGACGACGGCGGCAGCAACAGCAGCAGCAGCAGCAGCAGUGCCGCCGCCGUAGGUCUCAUCGUCUUCAGCCACGAGCUCCCCGGCGGCGACUCGGUCCAGGACCUGCUGCGCAGGCUGCACCGGCACGCCAAGCGGCCGCGGCACGGCCUCCUAGCGCGGUUCCUGCGCGAGUGCGUCGCGGUCCUGAGGCACGAGGCGCAGGCCCUCCCGCGGGACGAGCGCGCGCCGGCGCCGCCGUUCAGCGACGUGGCGGCGCUGGGCUCGUGCUGGGAGGCGCUGCGGCGCGGGCCCGUGGGCGGCGCGUGGGAGGGCGCCAUGGUGUGUCUGUACCACUUGGCCGUGUUGAUUGGUCACCACGAAGCGACCGACCAGCCAUAUCACAGUCAAGAUUCUGCACCACCGUGCCUGGUAGGGGUCAGCAUCGGCUUGUUUUCGGCGGCGGCCGUCGCCGUAUCCCCUACCCUCACCGAUCUCGUCUCGUGCGGUGCCGAGGCCGUUCGGAUGGCCUUUGUAUUUUGCCGGCACGUCGGCCGCGUCUCCCAGCUGCUCGAGACCACCAUCCCCACCACGCCCGGUCGCAGCCCGAGCUGGGCAUCCGUCAUCAUCGGGCUACCGGCCGACGUGGUGCAGGCGGAGCUGGACCUCUUCAACAACGGCGCUGAGCAGCAGGCGGGCCGACAAGGCGACGACGGCGACGAUGACGACGAUGGCGGCAUGGCGACGGCGCUGACGCGCGUCAGCAUCAGCCACGUGGAUCACGGGUCGGUGGGCGUCACGGGCACCCCCUCGCGCCUGGCCGAGCUGUUCGCCAAGUCAAAGCCCCUGGGCGCCUCGCGGCACGCGGCGCUGCCCAUCUCGGGCGGGCUCUGCCACGUGCCGCACGUCUACGGCGACGACGACGUGCGCGCCGUGCUCCGGGCGGCCCGCGUGGGGGAGCGUUGGGGCCGCGGCAACCGCCGUCGGGUCGUGCGGCCGCUGCUGUCGCCGCACACCGGGAGCCCCUUCGAGGCCGCCGACGCCGCGGGGCUGAUUGAGGAGAUCUGCGCCGAGGCCCUGACCAAGCCCCUGUUCUUCGACAAGGUGGCCGAGGGCGCGGCGGCGCAGACGCUGCGCAGCCUGGACGAACGCGAACUCGCAGCGGCAGGCACGCAGCCGUCGCGUCUCGGCGUGCUGCACUACCGGACGUCGGUCGUCUCGGACGGCAUCGUGGCGGCCGUGGAGGGGCGGCUGCUGUCGUCUCGGGCCGUCGUCGUGCAGCGCCAGGACGUCGUCGACUGGGUCGUGCAGCAAGAACGUGGCGGCGAGGUGGGCAUGGGUCGAGAUCACCUGGUCGGCAACCCGGGCUCGCCGCAGGACUCCAAGCUAGCCGUGGUCGGCAUGGCGUGCCGCAUGCCGGGCGAUGCCGACACGCCCGACAAGUUCUGGGAGCUGCUGGUGCAAGGCCGCGACACCCUAGCCGAGGUGCCCCCUGACCGGUUCGACCUCGACGCGCACUUCGACCCGGCCAUGAAGGCUGAGAAUACAGUAAACACACGGUUCGGAAAUUUCGUAUCCGGCCCGGGCCUUUUCGACGCGGGAUUCUUCAACAUGUCGCCCCGAGAGGCACAGCAGACAGAUCCCAUGCAGCGUCUAGCACUAGUAACGGCGUACGAGGCGCUCGAGAUGGCGGGCUUCGUGCCGGGCCGCACGGCGUCGUCGCACGCCUCGCGCGUCGGCACCUACUACGGCCAGGCCAGCGACGACUACCGCGAGGUCAACGCGAGCCAGAAGAUUGGCACCUACGGCAUCCCCGGCACCGAGCGGGCGUUUGGGAACGGCCGCAUCAACUACUUUUUCAACUUCCAGGGCCCCAGCUUCAACGUGGACACGGCCUGCUCGAGCGGCCUGGCCGCGGUCUAUGCGGCCUGCUCGGCGCUGUGGGCGGGCGAGGUCGACACCGUGGUGGCUGGGGGUUUAAACGUCAUCACCAGCCCCGACAUAUACUGCAUGCUGGGUAAGGGUCACUUCCUGUCCCCGACGGGCCAGUGCAAGGUCUGGGACGCCGGGGCGGACGGCUACUGCCGGGGCGACGGCGUGGGCUCCGUGGUGAUAAAGCGGCUUGAGGAUGCGCUGGCAGACAAUGAUGUGGUCCUGGCCACCAUCCUGGCCGGCGCGACCAACCAUUCGUCCGAGAGCGUGUCCAUCACGCAGCCUCACGCCGCCAUCCAGAAGAACAACUACCAGCGCGUCAUGGACCGGGCUGGUGUUGAUCCCCUGGACGUCAGCUACGUCGAGCUGCACGGUACGGGUACACAGGUUGGUGACGCGGUCGAGUCCGAGUCGGUGCUCGACUUUUUUGCGCCGGACCAUUCUCGGCAGGGGCAGGACCAGCAUCUGGCACUGGGGGCACUCAAAUGUAAUAUAGGCCAUGGUGAGGCCGCCGCCGGCAUUGCUUCGUUGAUCAAGGUGCUCUUGAUGUACCGCCAUGGCGUCAUCCCCCGACACAUUGGCAUCAAAACCGCGGUCAACCCCGUGGUGGCGCGCCACCUGGCCGGCCGCAACGCCGGAGUCGCCUUCGAAAACAAGCCCUGGACCGCCCCAGACGGCGGCGACGGCAAGCGCUAUUCCAUCGUCAACAGCUUUGGCGCCCACGGCGGCAACACGACUCUCCUGCUCGAGGACGGCGCACCGCCGGCGGCAUCGCUCCAUCACCAAGGCGGCGACGGCGGCGACGACGACGGCCGCCACGAGGUCGUCUGCAUCUCGGCCAAGAGCAAAGCCUCGCUGCGCGGCAACGUCGCCGCCCUGCUCGGCUACCUGGACGCGAACCCGGACGCGCGGCUGAGGGACGUGGCCUACACGACGAGCGCGCGGCGCAUGCACCACCACAUCCGCGUCGCCGAGGCCGUCUCCAGCACGGCGCGGCUCGGGGACGUGCUGCGCGCCAUGGCCGCCGACGACGCGGCCCUGGACGCCCAUGCCUGCCACGUUGCGAGACAGGGCAGGAAGAAGGUCGUCUUCGCCUUCUCGGGCCAGGGCUGCUUCUACCGCGGCGCCGCCGCGGCGCUGUGCGAGCGGUCACCCGACUUUGCGCGUCUAGUGCUCGAGCUGGACCGCGUCGUUGUCCAACUAGGCUUCCCGUCGGUGCGCGCGGCCGUCGUUGAGAACAAGACGGACGGCAGCCUGGUGGAGAGUGAUGUCGGCGGCAGCGACCUGAGCCCCCUGGUCGCCCAGCUCGCGCUGGUGGUGUUACAGAUCGCCCUGGCGCGAUACUGGGCGCUCCUCGGCAUCACGCCCGACGCCGUGGUUGGCCACAGCCUGGGCGAGUACGCGGCGCUGUGCGCGGCCGGCGUGCUGUCGGCCGCCGACGCGCUGUUCCUGGUCGGCCGCCGCGCCCAGCUGACGGCCGCGCGCGCCCGCGGCGGCGCCGGGAGCCACGCCAUGCUGUCCGUGCGCGGGGUUUCGGCCGCCCAGCUCGCCGAGAUGUAUCCCCCCGAGAGGUUCGGCUACGAGGUGUCGUGCCUCAACGGCCGCGCCGACACCGUCGUCAGCGGGCCCCGGGACGCCCUCGUCGCCCUGCGCGACGCCACCCUGCUGGAGGAAAAGAAGGCCGCCACGGGGCUCAAGUGUGUCCUCCUCGACGUGCCGUACGCGUUCCAUUCCGCCCAGAUGGACCCCGUCCUCGCCGACUUUGAAGCUGCGGCCCGUCGCCGCGUCACGUUCAAGCGCCCGCAAGUGCCCGUCAUCUCGCCGCUUUUGGGCCGGUGCGUGUUGCCGUCCGAGGCGCACGUUAUCAACGAGACGUACCUGCGGCGCGCCGCCCGCGAGCGAGUCGACUUUGUGUCCGCCGUUGCCGCCGCCGCCGCCGCGGGCCUGGCCGACGACGGCUCGGUCUGGCUCGACAUCGGGCCGCACCCCGUCUGCUCGACCUUUGUCCGAAACUGCCGCCAAGAGCAAAAGGAAGAACCGGCCGCCGUCACCGCCCUCCCAUCCCUCCGCAGGGGCGACGACUCCCUGGCCGCCUGGAGCAGCACUCUGGCCGCGCUGCACCGCCUGGGGCUGCCUGUCGCGUGGGACGAGUACUUUUCGCGUCGGGGCCAUGGCGAGUGUUCGAAAGCGCCACAGCUACUGCACCUCGCCACGUACUGCUGGAACAACAAAAACUACUGGAUACCCUACGAGGGCACGUGGACGCUUGACAAGGCCGACCCCGCCGCUGCUGCUGAGAUGCACAGGCAAAGGACGAGUAGGCGGCAGCCUGCUGGCGAGGUUCCCUUCCUCACCUCGUCCGUCCAGCGGGUUGCCUUUGAGGACGUCGGCGAGAAGACGGCGCGCUUGACGGCCAUUUCCGACCUGAGGCACCCCCACCUGCUCGGGGCAGCGACGGGACACAAGAUCCACGGGAGGAGCGUAUUGACAGCCAGCAUCUGGGCCGACAUCUGCCUCACCGUCGGCGAGCAUGCGUACAAGCGACUAGUCCCAAAUGCCACAGGGGUUCUCAUGGACGUCAGGGACAUGAGGGUCGUCGCGGCGCAGCUGAUCGCCGAGGAGGAGAACGACGGCGACCCCGCCGCCUCGCCGCCAGCCCAGCAGCUCAUACGGAUCGAGGCGGGGCUGGACCUCUCGCUCGGCCGGACAAACGUCGGUCUGUGGACGUGCAGGGCCGACGGGUCCCGCGACCCGGCAGACCGCGCCUUCGCGACGGCCGUGGUGUGGUACUACCCAGACGACGGCACGGCGGCCAUGGCGCGCCAGGAUUGGGCCGCCGAGUGGCGGACUGCCGCGCACCUGGUGGGCUCGCGCAUUGACGCCCUGUGGGAUUCCACGACGGCGGCGGCGACGGGCUCUGGGGAGGCAGGCGGCGGGGCGAGCACCAGCACCAGCAGCGCGCUAUCCAACCGGGCGACGUACGAGCUGUUCGCCAAUAUUGUCGACUACGGCCCGCAAUACCGGGCCAUGCGGCGCGUCGCGCUCGACCCGGACGCGCUCGAGGCCGCCGCCGACGUGACACUCGACGACGACCGGCACGGCGACUGGCGCACCCCGCCGCACUGGAUCGACGGCGCCUUCCAGCUUGCCGGCCUGGUCAUGAACUCGUUCGGCGACCCCGCGGCCGGCAGCCCCGCGCGCGACUUCUUCUUCAUCACGCCCGGCUGGCGGCGCCUGCGGCUCCUAGAGCCGCUCAGGGGCGGGGUCGGCGCCGGCUAUCGCAACUACGUCCGCAUGGCCCCCGAAGCGGGCGGAGCGUCGUACGUGGGAGACAUAUACCUGCUGCGCGGCAAGACCGUGGUGGGCCUUUGCGAGGGCAUUGAGUUCAAGCGCGUGCCGCGGGCCUUGAUGGCAGUCAUGUUCCCCCGAAGAGGCGGCCGGCGCGGCGGGGGAGGCGCCAAGAGCAGCAAUGGCGGCGGCAUCCGCAAUCACCCCCUACCCACUACCAUCAACUACGGCGCCGGCACUGCAGCAGCAGGAGGUCAUGCUCCUAGCCCAAAGGCAGCACCGCCCAUCGAAGCCGCCACGCCCACAGCCGCGGGCACAGCUGAGACAGAGUCCAUAAUCGUCACACCUCCCUCUUCGACUGCCAGCGAUGGCGCGACAGGAGCUGGAGAAAAGCAGCACCAACACCCCCACGUGGCCGCCUCGAUGCGGCUCAUCGCCCGUGAGACGGGCCUGGAUGCCGAGGACAUGCGCCCCGAGACGGCAUUCGCCGACGUCGGCGUCGACUCGCUCAUGUCGCUCACGCUGGCCGACAAGCUCCAGGCGGAACUGGGAGUUCCCGUCAAGGCGUCGCUGUUCCUCGAAUGCGCCACCGUCGCGGACCUGGAAAGGUGGCUGAUGAAAGUAGGAACCCAUGCGUGAUUGGUAGAAAUGUCGAUGGAGCAGGAUAAUUUUCCCAGCUUCAAUGCUGUCGGCACACUACCACUUUUCGCGGAGCGCUUUCCAGAAUUUUGCUAUGCAUGGUCGUUUUUCAGAAUUUUGCCAUCCACUAGCGUUUUUGAACACAAUUGCUAUCCACUAGCAUUUUUGAACACAAUUGCUAUCCACUAGCAUUUUUGAACACAAUUGCCAUC
This is a messenger RNA of Gaeumannomyces tritici R3-111a-1, 6074 nucleotides long. RefSeq lists its product as hypothetical. Gene Ontology annotation, biological process: secondary metabolite biosynthetic process; fatty acid biosynthetic process. The transcript is spliced from 5 exons. The record is from RefSeq and is a predicted model, not a curated record. The coding region runs from base 1 to 5862 and encodes 1953 amino acids. Gene Ontology annotation, molecular function: phosphopantetheine binding; fatty acid synthase activity; 3-oxoacyl-[acyl-carrier-protein] synthase activity. Lineage: Eukaryota; Fungi; Ascomycota; Sordariomycetes; Magnaporthales; Magnaporthaceae.